AUGUCUUGGCGUGAACUCCUUCCCCCUUGGCUGGUGAUCGUAGCAGGACUCACGGGUAUUGUGCUGCUUUGCGUCUCCACUAAAGAUGUGCCUGUCACUCCGCUCAGGAUCAAGUAUGGCAUUGUUCUGGAUGCUGGCCCAUCCCACACCAUCCUGUUCAUCUACCAGUGGACCACUACCAAGGCAAACAAGACCGGGGUGAUCAGGGAAUCUAGUUCCUGUCCUGUGCAAGGUCUGGGAGUCUCCAACUAUUCAGAUUCUCCUCAGAAAGUAGGGAAGAGCUUGGAGCCAUGUUUGAACUGGGCCCAGAAAGAGAUCCCGCCAGAGCAGCACAGCCAAACCCCCCUCUACUUGGGAGCAACCGCCAGCAUGAGGCAGCUGAACCUCACCCAUUCCAUCCUCUCUGAUGGUCUCCUUGCAGCCCUGACUGUUGCCCUGAAGUCAUCCCCCUUUGACUUUCAGGGGGCAGAAAUCCUGUCCAGCCCAGACAAGGAAGCAUUCAAUUGGGUUGCUGUUAACUACGUCCUGGAGAACUUCUUCAAGUACGACUGGCAAGGACAGUUGGUCCCCUCCGGGAAGGGGAUGGCAGGAGUCCUGUCCGUGGGUGGAUCCUCAACACAGCUCACUUCCAAGGUGGAAGAAGAGAACCAGGCACCAAAAGAGGGAGUGAGGCUGCAGCUCUAUGGGCAGACGCACAACGUGUACACUCAUCACUGCCCCUGCCACGGCACGGACCAGCUCCGCAGCAGGCUGCUCUCUCUUCUCAUUCAAGAUCAGAGAAGUGCUAAAACUGUGUCUAAUCCUUGCUGGCCACUCGCCUACUCCCGAGAAGUGCAGUGGCAAUCAGUGCGUGCUGGGCCUUGUGCCGUCAGUGAUGACACAUCAGACAUCACUGGCCCUGAGGAGGUCUUCAACAUCACCGGCUCCAGCAACCCCACCGCCUGCAUGAGACUUGUGCAAAACCUGCUCAACUCUUCCUCUUCCUGCAGCUUCUUCAAGCAUUCCCUCAGCAGUGUUUUCAAGCCUCUCCGGACCAGAUUUGUGGUGAUUUCUGAGGCCAUGGACUUCAUGAAAGAAACUGUACCCUCUCCUGACUUGGGUCAAGCAGUCAACAGGCUUUGUGGAAUGUCUGUCAAAGAGCUAGUUAAGGAGUCCCAAACAAGCCUGGAUACACUUGCUGAUUACUGUGUUGUGUCUGCCUUCAUCUUUCAUCUCAGUACAAAGGGAUACACGCUUGACUUUGACAGGUCUGUUUGGACUGCAUUCCAGAAGAAGAUGGGUGGUACCUCGUCUGGCUGGACUCUUGGGUACCUGCUGAGUCUGACCAACACCAUCCCCCAGGACAACCCAGGCUUCCUCAAGGGGAUUGAACCAGGGGUCUGGUCUUUGCUCCUUAUCCUCUUUGUCGUGCUGCUCACUGGCUCUUUCAUGCGCAUCUCAUACCGAGUGAUGGUCAAGGAAAACAGCUUCAGUAACAGGAACAGUGGUGUUUUUGAUGACAACUGA
Messenger RNA from Phaethon lepturus (White-tailed tropicbird), 1506 nucleotides. Its product is annotated as ectonucleoside triphosphate diphosphohydrolase 2-like. Gene Ontology annotation, molecular function: UDP phosphatase activity; GDP phosphatase activity. Gene Ontology annotation, cellular component: plasma membrane. The coding region runs from base 1 to 1506 and encodes 501 amino acids. The transcript has 9 exons. The record is from RefSeq and is a predicted model, not a curated record. Lineage: Eukaryota; Metazoa; Chordata; Aves; Phaethontiformes; Phaethontidae. Gene Ontology annotation, biological process: nucleoside diphosphate catabolic process.